Tribolium madens (black flour beetle) is the source of this 7520-nucleotide messenger RNA. RefSeq lists its product as uncharacterized. Gene Ontology annotation, cellular component: nucleolus; membrane. Gene Ontology annotation, biological process: maturation of LSU-rRNA from tricistronic rRNA transcript (SSU-rRNA, 5.8S rRNA, LSU-rRNA); maturation of 5.8S rRNA from tricistronic rRNA transcript (SSU-rRNA, 5.8S rRNA, LSU-rRNA). NCBI's taxonomy places the organism in Eukaryota, Metazoa, Arthropoda, Insecta, Coleoptera, Tenebrionidae. The coding region runs from base 256 to 7398 and encodes 2380 amino acids. The record is from RefSeq and is a predicted model, not a curated record. The transcript is spliced from 14 exons. Gene Ontology annotation, molecular function: ATP binding; ATP hydrolysis activity; ABC-type transporter activity.
GUUUUAAAAUUGGUUUUAAAAAAUUAUUGUGGAAAAAAAUAUAAAUUAUUAUCAGCAAGGCAGUAAAAAAUGUGUUUUUGUGAUGAUUGUAUGAAAAUGUGAUAGUUUCUAUUAAUUAAAUUGAGGCUUGAUUAAAAAUACCAAAUUAGGUAACCUCAAAGUGCCGGUAAUGUAGUUGCCUAAUUUAUCGAUAAGAAAGGUUUUAAAUUGGUUAUGGAAAGAAUUGUGAAUUAAUUGUUAUCAAUUUUUUUUUGUAUGUCUCUGUUUCAAAGUGUUUAUCAACAAGACAAAUUUCAUUGGUUGAUUAUUCGGCCCCUUCCUUCGCCCCGGAAUCCAAGAACGAAGGAGAUGGGAGACGACUUARAGUCACAAAAUGUAGCCCCUGAAGCGUCAAAAAGGCCUCUAUCGCCGGUUGAAACACUUCCGAUUAAAAAAAUGAGGUUAAGUUUAUCCGGUAAGGACUUCCGAAAACGGUUAAAAACCGGUGAAACCAUCCAAGCCCUUCAGGGAUUUUCUCAAUGUGUCGAAGACUCCAAACAGGACUUCAUCAAGGGAUACUUGGAUGCCGGAGGUAGUGCCUUAGAAAUCCUCCAAUUGAUGGAAGGCGAGUCGGUAGUCUCCCCCGUGUUAGUUUUUGACGUCGUAAAUACGAUUUUGUUACAAAUCGGGUCGAAGUUACCCCAAUAUCAGAACGGGGCUUUCGAAGCUUGUCGCUAUUUGCUCAACACCUAUGUUACUUUAAUCAAUAAAAUGUUAGGUUUGAGUUCGAGUACGAGGGAACGUGUGGUCGCAUUGCGACUUUUAACGACAAUUGUUACGUUUUCGGUGGUUUUAGCGAAGGAUAUUUUACUACAUGUUAAUUUUAAUCCAACCAAUGUGGAAUUGUUGRCGAAAGCGAGCGAAGGGAAGAGUGAAGUCCGGUCGGCUUUUAUACAUUUUCUAACCGCGUUUUUAAUUGAUGGRCAUUUUCCCGUUCUUUCGGUACUUUUAGAAAAAAAAGGAUUUAUGACGAGUAUUGUGAACGGUUUGUUGUACGAUAAAGUCGAUGUUGUUGUUUUGGUUUUAACAGCGAUGAAAAAUCACAUUUUGGAAAAUAAUUUCGUUUCGAAAACGGUCAAAAUGAAGACUUUUAGUACACCGGUAGUACGAGACAUUGUCAAUUUAUAUAAUUGGAAAGGACCGGCCGGUUUAACCGAAAAAAAGAAAAACAAAAGUGUUUUUGUUGACGAUAUUGAUAAGUCUAAAGUGAGCGAAGCCGUUCAUUCUUUUUUGUUGGUUUUGUGCACUUCGCAUAAAUACGGUGUGAUUUUCAAAGACCCUCUUGUCGGUUUGGGGAAACGUCAAAAUUCACUCGUGUAUACGGUYCUGGAAAGUCUAGACCGGCCCUGGGAGCACUCAUACGCCGGGGAACUUGUUACCAAAAUUUGCAAGGCUUGUCCGGACCUCUCGAAGACAAUGUGGUUGAAUUUGAGGCAGUUUCUUCAGCCUCGGAUGACCGUCAAGUGGUUAAAUGCAAUCAAAUUUGCGAAAACACUCCUCGACGAGCUUCAACCCGACUGUAUUGAGUCUUGUGUAAACAAUUUAAAUGUUUAUCAGAUCGGCCAAAUAGUGACUAUUUUAUCCGCGCCUUUACCGGUUUUGAAAACCAUAAUUCCGCAAAAUCGCACAUUUGAGCAACCCUCUGUCAAGUAUCAUGUAAUGUCUUUGUGUUUAAAAAUGGCCAAAUCGGUUGAGAAUUAUUUAAACUGGUCAAAAACCUGGAAUGUUGACCAAGACGUGUUGAAAGCGUCGUUGUCGAACCACAUUCAGCGAAAUUUUCCCGAUGUUGAAUUAAUUUUGAAUGAAUGGGACCAAAAAGAUGACGAUUUGUCUCUUUGUGAUUACCUCGAUACGGCUCUGGAUUUGCUAGAGACAUACAAAUGUCUAUGUCCGAAUGUCCUAGAAGAGUUUUCUUUUACUGUCGACCUGAAACAAUUCUUAACUAAAUGCGAAACGUUGGAAAAUUCGCGUCGAUUGCAAGUCAAGGUUGUUAAAUUUUUCCUGAAUUUGGAGCCGGCCCUGUUUCGGCCUAAAACCGAUUUAUUUGAAAUGGUUGUCUUGUUUUCUUUUGAAAUUUAUUACAAAAGUAAAGAUUCAACUGUUUUGGAAGUGUUGACUCAGGUUUUACAAAAUACGGGAUUAUUUGAUGGGUUUUUGCCUGAAAUUGAUCUCUGGAUUGAUGGAGUUUUGAAUUUGAAAAGUUACGAUGAAAACGUAGCGAAUUUUGUUUGUUCUCUUAUCAGAAAAAUUGACGAGAAUUCGAGCGAGUUUAAUAAAAAAUUGUUUGAGUUUCAGGGGGGCAAUUUUAGUCCGCUUUUGCUGGGGAUUGAUGGUGUCUCCAAGUCGUUGAAAAACUAUUUCAAUUUUGUUAUUUUGAAUUUGUUUCAUUUGCAAGUGGAUGCAAACGCUUUUGUUAAAAUCGUGUCAAAUUUUGAAUUUUUAUCAAGUGAUUUGUUGGAAUAUAUCAACAAUUGGAGUAAUUUGGUGGUUACAAAUCUGCCCAAAUGUAAAGGAAAAAUUCUAGAAGAGUUUCACAAGUUUUCGAAUGAUUUUCUCAACCAGGACUUAGAGAAUUUUACCUGUGAUUUGUAUCCGAACUUUAAAUUGAAUUUAUUACAGUGUGCCAUAUUUUACAUAACAAAUUUAAUUAAAGCAGAUAUGUUAAAAGAAAAUCAAAUAAAAAAUACUUUCAAAUUUGUUAUUGGUUCAAUAUCUGAUGAUACUUUCGAUGAUCGUUACGUUAAAACGAUAUUGGGAAAUCCAAUUUUAUUACGUAAUUUWACUCUCUUCGAUUCGAACGAUUUUUUAACAAAAUUAAUCCUCAUCGUGAUUAAAGGUGCGAAAAAUAGAAACAUCGAUGAGUAUUUGGCAUAUUUUCGUCGUAAAAUAGUUUCAGUCAUUUYGAAAGUUUUUCGUAAAAGUGACAAAUACGAWAAUGCGACACUUUCAAUCGAAAUUAUCGAGACUGUGACUUUGAGUUACGAACAAUGUCGCAAAUUGCUCGAAAAAUUCGUAAAUUCGCUGGAAACUAAGCGUUUUUUUCUCAUUGCGUGUUAUUGUUUAGAUCGGAUGUCUGAAAACGAUUCGAAUUUGCAACCUUUGAGUAACGAAACUGUCGGAAAAUUGUCACAAAUUUUGCAAAACUUACUCSAGAAACAAGUUCCCAAUUCGCAUAACUUGUCGUUAUCUCUCUUAAACUAUUUGAAAGUUUUUCCACACAAUCUUGAAGGUGUUGAAAGUAAACUAUUCGRUAGUUUGGUCUCAMUGACCGAAUUCAAUAAAGACAAUCUUUYGCUUUGUGAAUUUCUCUUGGACCGAAAGUCGGAAAUUCUYUCAAAYUUUGAAAACAACCUCGACGUGAUUUGUUCAAAGCGAAGUUUUAUUCUMUUUUUAUUGGAUGUCGUAGUUCAGAAAUGUGAUGAUGUUUUGCUCGAAAAAAUCUUCAAUAAAUGUGAAAGUUACGUAAUUAAAGCGUUGCAAAAACCGCAUAAAGCCGGUCAACAUUUUCAAAAUCACUAUCAGAGUGUUGGAAUUUUAAUCGAGAAGUUUAUGAAGUGUGAUACUGGGUCUCAAAUCCAGAAAUUUGAGACUUGUGAAUUGUUUCAUUUUUAUUUAUUGAAAAAACGUUACGAUAAWGUCGAUAAGAACGAGAAAGUCUUGGGGGACAUUAUUAUGACAUUGAUUCACCUGCUGAUGAAUCUCUUGAAGCAAAAAAGUGGGACAAAAAGUGUGGAGAAUUUGGCCGAGAUUGGUGAAAUUUUUUACGAUUUUUUAAAUGAAAUUCCGAAGGAAAAAUUUGAUUUGACCUCACUGAGUUCGAAUGAAACUUUUAAAAUGUUUUGCAAACUUUGUCUCAAGUAUGGAGUCAGUGGGGAUUUUGUUUUGGUCAAGAUUUUGUCACAAUUGGUCCAGUUAUGCAUUGGGGAAGGUGAGGGAAAAUUGAUUUUGGAAAUGUUAUUGUCACAUUCGCACUUUUUGGAUGUUGUCUUAAGUGACUCUCAUGAAGAAAUUGCAAAUUUGUGGCUAAUUUUGUGCAAGAAGUGGUCCCAAUUCAUGGAAAGGUCUCACAUUCCGGUGCUUUUAUCGGCCUACAAGGCCACAAAGUCCGAUAAAAUUAUUCUACAUUUAUUAAAAAUGUACGAGGCGCGCGCCGAGCAAACGCAAUUUUUCGAUUUUAAACCUUUUCUAUGGGGGCGCGCCGCCGCUUCCCACUACUCGGUCCGUUCAGACAUACAGAAAGUGCUAUGGCGACAACCAAAAAUGGCCGAUAUUUUGAAUAAUCUCCAUCUUGGUACAAUCAUCUCGACGAUAAACAAUCCACAAGGUCGGAAUUCCUACGACCUUGACUACUUUCUACCUAUGUUUAUCCACAUCUUGUCACCGGAAAAUCCGGUUGCCACUUACCGUUUUACCAAAACCGGAGCGCUAGCUUUGGCCCUUACUGGAUUUCGUGGUGACAAGUCCCAAAGAUUGGCCACUUGUCAUGUUUUGCAACGCUUUUACUUUCAUUUGGAGGCGAAACAGACCGGAAAAGACAACUUAUUGUGGUUGCGAUUUAUCGAGGCAAUUUGUAAGGGAAUUGUGGUGCUUGAAGAUUUCAAAAUAAACAAUUUCGUUGGGAUUUUUCUAUCACGAACGGCACUGGUUUUGGCACAACCGACCGAUGUUAUGUACGUGCCCUUGACUCAGUAUUUGGCCGCGAAGGAUUCACUAGAUUUUUCCGGGAUUCCGGAACUUUACACGUUUUUGCACAGUCCUCAUGUGAAUUCCCGGGAACACAAGAAUUUCAUUCUGGAGGUUUUGAGGGACGGUUUGAGGGAUGACAAGGAUUUUACAACGCUAUUGAGGUCGAUGGGAUUUAAGUUAAUUUCGGAAUUGUGUUCGAGUAGUGUUUGUGACACACAUACGAGAUUCUUAAUUUUGGAAGUGUUUGAGGCUUGUUGUGAAAUCACUGUCGGAGUAAAGAUUUUGUGCGGAAGUUUGGCGUUUUUGAGUCAGAUUUUUGCCCUACUUUUGAAAAAUUGUGAAGACGGCAGUGUUUUAGUUAAAAUGUUGAAGAUUUUGUCAAAGAUUGUUGAAAAAUCUCAAGAUAGAGAGAAGAAUUUUGUGGUGUAUUUGAACCUAGUCAUGAUUUUUGAAGACGAAAAGUUUUAUAAAUGUUUGAUUGACAGUAAAGGUUCGGACAUUUUCUAUCAAGUGUUGAACAUUAUUGUUAAUCGGUUUCCCGAUUUUUUUGUAAAGAAACAUUAUGACAUUAUUCUUGAAAAAACUAACGAUAAGUUUUGUAAAUAUUUGGAUUUAUAUGGGUGUCGAUAUGUGAGAGAAACUGAUUUUUCAAAUCUUGCAAAUCCAAAUUACUUAAGACUGUUGUUUUUUAGCAAACUUAGAAAUAAUAGGGACGUUUCGCGAUUGCUGUGCGCUUUCCGUUGUUGUUGGUGUUCAGUAAUGGACGUGAAAAUGGCCAGAGAGGAGGUCCAAAUACCUCUAAGGGAUAAACCGUUAAAACAGUURAACCGAAUUGCGAAAAGACCAAAAUUGGAUGUCGAAUUUCAAGAUUUGAAGUACUCGAUAAGGGACAGUAACGCUAAGGGGGGAUGGAGGACUAUUUUGAAUUCUGUGAACGGAAAAUUUCGUUGCGGCGAAUUCACAGCGAUUUUGGGCCCAAGCGGUGCCGGAAAAAGCUCCCUACUGAACAUCCUCGCCGGUUGCGUAACCGGAGGUGUCAAAGGUUCGAUCAAAAUCAACGAUCGGCCUCGAGAUAUGAAAAUUUUCAACAAAUUGUCUUCGUAUAUCAUGCAGGAGGAUUGCAUUCAACCAAGAUUAACAGUCAAAGAGGCGAUGAUAUAUGCUGCUUGUCUCAAACUAGGCUCCCAUAUCGAAUAUCGUGAUAAACUGGCUGUGAUUCACGAAGUGAUUGAUCUUCUGGGGCUGGAAAAGUGUGUGGAUACUCUAAGUGAACAUCUAUCAGGAGGUCAACGUAAAAGGUUAAGUGUUGCUCUUGAACUAGUUAAUAAUCCUCCGGUGAUUUUCCUGGACGAGCCAACGACUGGUUUGGAUAAUUUUGCCAUAAACCAGUGUAUUCAUUUACUGAAAAAAAUCAGCCAGUUGGACCGAACUGUGGUUUGUACCAUUCAUCAACCUCCGGCUUCCAUCUUUCAAUAUUUUGAUCAGGUAUACAUUGUAGCUAAUGGCUAUUGUGUUUACAACGGCUCUCCGAGCCAAUUGGUUCCAUUUUUCAACGUCGUCGGCCACUCUUGCCCUUCAAACAACACACCGGCGGAUUACAUGAUCGAACUAAUUCACUCGCAACCGAGCUUCAUCCAAAGCUUUCAAACGGCCAUACAAAACGGAAAAGUCAACAUGAAAGAACGCUACGAAAGCGACAAACCGGCGAAAGGAUACUCCAACGAUGGUGUUUAUAACGACACCACUGAAGUCGUGAUUCAGAAAAGCGAUAUCGAUUUUCCCACAUCGUUCAAUGUGCAAUUUUCGAUUCUCUUAUCUCGCAUGUUUUUGCAAAUGAGACGGAAUCGUCUCGGACUCUACAUCCAGUUUUUCCAUCAUUUGCUCUCCGGUUUAAUAAUCGGUGGGAUUUUCUAUGGAAUUGGGAACGACGCUGCACAAACGAUCGCAAUUUUUAAAUAUUGYGUCUGUAUUAAUGUGUUUUUUAUGUACACGCAUGUUAUGAUGCCGGUGCUUUUGUUUCCGUUGGAAGUGAGUUUGAUGAAACGCGAAUAUUUUAAUAGGUGGUACGGACUCAAGGCGUAUUAUGCGGCCAUGACAGUUGUCACUUUACCACCAUUGAUCAUUUUGGGGAUGAUGUUUUCAACUAUUGUYUAUUUCAUGACACACCAGCCUUUGGAGACUGACAGGUUUUUAGGGUUUACUUUAACAGGGCUUGCAGUUGGGAUUACGUCUCAAGGUUUAGGUUAUUGCAUCGGUUCCAUUUUUAAUAUAACUAAUGGUUCGGUAGUUGGGCCUUCGGUCCUAGCACCACUUUUAGCUCUUUCCGUGUACGGUAUGGGCUAUAGGGCUUCUAUCGAGCCCUUCUAUAAGGUAUUAAUGACGUUGACUUAUAUUAGAAACGGUGUUGUUGGUAUUUGUAAUAGUUUGUUUUACGAAAGACCGCCUCUAUCUUGCGGUGAGGGCGAAAUUUAUUGUCAUUAUGCCCGUCCUGAUAUACUUAUGGGCGAUAUGGCAAUACCGCUUAUGCACUAUCGAUACCAAUUAGGUAUUAUUUGCAUUUUCAUGAUUGUUUUUCGAAUCGUGGGUUAUUUUUCGUUAAAAUGUAGAUUGAACAAUGAUUUAGCGACAAAAAUUAUAUUCUACGCGAAAAAAAUCAUCAAACAUAAUUAUUAAUCAAAUGGUAUUUUUUUAGUUAGUACCUGCUUGAAUGUGAUAAUUAGCAUAGAUAGAUAAUUAUUUUAUUUAACAAAAAAUAUACAGUAUGAUUUAUAAAUAAAAUUAGGUUUUUGAAUUGA